Messenger RNA from Echinococcus granulosus, 960 nucleotides. RefSeq lists its product as hypothetical. The record is from RefSeq and is a predicted model, not a curated record. Bases 1 to 960 code for a protein of 319 amino acids. NCBI's taxonomy places the organism in Eukaryota, Metazoa, Platyhelminthes, Cestoda, Cyclophyllidea, Taeniidae. The transcript has 2 exons.
AUGACACAGAACUCACGCAAUGUCUUGCACGAACAACAACAACGGCUGCAAUCCACCGUCAAGCGCAAAAGCGAUCAAAGCCAGCAAACCGAGCCCAUUCCAUCGUGCCUCUUUCCAGCCUUUACCGACGUGGUGACACAGCAGCCCCUCACCGCACCGCCUUUCACCUACAGUCAGUCAAUCUCCAUGCCUUCCACCCCCUCCACCGCGGCAACAGGUCUUGCCUCCGCGACGGCGACAACCACGCUGACAGCAACUACGCUGCGCGAGAGGAUCCAGGUGUCUUUUGGCGCCUCACAGGCGAAAACCAACCUCAUUUCAGCGGCUUUUAUUCACCGACUCAAACAGAGGGUGCAGCAACACCGAGAGGAGGUGACAGUCAUUGAGGAGAGGCUUAUAAGUGAGGAUGGAUCACUGUCGUCGUCAGAGAAGGAGGAAGAAGAGGAGGAGGAAGAAGAGGGAGAAAUGGAAUUUCACAUCGCAAGACGUUUCAAACCUAGACGUCCAAGGGGACCAUCCAUCUCUCGAAGAGCUCACCUCUUUCCACAUCACCGCAGCAGCCUAAACAACAGCAGCAGCACCACCUCACCGAAACUGACUACAAGUCUGGCGGCACUGUCUCUACGAUCAUCACCACCGCCACCACCAGCUCCGCCCUGCAUUCGACGGCAUCAUAUUCCACCUUCGACGCCGGCACUGAAGUCGCUGUGCCAAGAGGCGGAGAAUCUACUUCCACUUACCUCAACGACAGCCAACUUGACCCCUCCUCCUCAUUCUGGCUCCUUCAAGAGACGCGUCAAUUUUGCGGACAGUGCUCAAGUGGACGGAAUGCCCUCUCCGACGCAGACACAAAACCGAUCAAUGGAAGAGCCUGAGGCGGUGGUGAAGAUUAAACCGGCGAUCAAGAAGGCUGAUGUGAAGGAUGCCGAUACUGUGGUGAAUGGAAAACGAUCCCUGUAA